This is a messenger RNA of Trichomonas vaginalis G3, 294 nucleotides long. RefSeq lists its product as uncharacterized. Lineage: Eukaryota; Parabasalia; Trichomonadida; Trichomonadidae. The transcript has a single exon. The coding region runs from base 1 to 294 and encodes 97 amino acids. The record is from RefSeq and is a predicted model, not a curated record.
AUGGUUGCUUUAUGCCCUAAGUGUUAUACAUCAUUCAACGGUUCAAUUGAUGGAAGUGAUUUUAAAAAGAUUGCACAAAAAAUGAACGGUGUUAGUUUAAGGCAAAAUAAACAAUUAACGCCUAAAAAUUAUUUGGAUAUAAUAAAUGAUAAAGUUAUUUUCGAUGGUCAGAAUAUUAAUUUACAACUUAAAAACGGGUCAAUGACUCGCUUAACAAUCGGUAAGACUGCAUUAACAGGAGCACACACUAAGGCUGUAUGUUGUGAAAAUGGAUGUUGUAUGCCAUUUAUUUAA